Plasmodium gallinaceum is the source of this 516-nucleotide messenger RNA. RefSeq names its product fam-i protein. The annotation marks the transcript as partial. The transcript has a single exon. The record is from RefSeq and is a predicted model, not a curated record. Lineage: Eukaryota; Apicomplexa; Aconoidasida; Haemosporida; Plasmodiidae.
AGAAAUUACUUUCCUAAAUUUAAAGCUAAACAUGAAAUGAGAGUUAGAUUGGAGAAGAUAUUGAACAAUUACUUUCCUAAAUUUAAAGCUAAACAUGAAAUGAGAGUUAGGUUGCAGAAGAUAUUGAACAAUUGCAAUAAAAAGAUGAAAGAUGAUUUGGAAAAGGAAAUGCAAGAAGAAAAAAAAAAAAUGGAAAAGGAUCAAGAGAAACUGCUAAAAAAAAAAAAAGAAAUGGAACAUUGGGAAAAGGGAGUUCUAAGACAUAAGGAAGAGUGGGAAAGAACGCUAAAAGAAAAGCAAGUGUUUGAUGAGAGUAUGCUAAAAGUAUUAGAAGGGCGGAAAAAGCGAAUUACAGAAGAAGGCGAAAAAUGGAAAAAGAGAAUGCUAAUAGAAAAAAUGGAGUUGGAAAAGAAAAUACAAAAAAAUAAGGAAGAGGGGGAAGAGAGAAUGCUAAAAGUAAUUGAAAAGUUUGAAGAGAAAAUGCUAAAUGAAAAGAAGAGUGGGAAAAUAAAAUGA